UUCACGCAAAAUCAUGGCAGACGACGGGAGUGUGGCAAGAGCAAGAAACACACGAGAGGGGCCGGGGAAACUCUCCAAAUCAGAGAGGAAACUUGCUCGAAAACAGGCAAAAUCAAGGCAUACACUGCUAAGACAUGAGGGAAUCCAUGCAGCAAAGUUACCUACUAAACACUUGAUAGUCGGCAAUGGCGGUCUUGGUAAUGGGGUCAGUCGCAACGACCUCAAGCCUCUCUUCAGCCAAUAUGGUCAGCUGACAGACAUUGUUAUGUUGCCAGGGAAACCAUACAGCAUCAUCUGCUAUGCAUCAGUAGAGGAGGCAGUCAAGGCUCACGACUGCUUACAGGGAUGGCAACUCCGUCCACCUGAUGGACCCACUGCUGCUGUCAUACUGUAUCUCUCUUUCAUCAACGAAGUUCCACUACCUAAGAUGACAAGCGGCCAGCACAGCCUGCCUCCAGGGCUGAUCCUCCUUGAGAACUUCAUCGACGUUGAGACGGAGGCGGCACUGAUGGGAGAGAUGUUGUGGGAGCAAGGAGACCAAUCUGAAGAGGCGGUCCGGUCGACUCUGAAACACAGGAAAGUCAAGCAUUUUGGUUACGAGUUUAACUACGCCACCAACAACGUAGAUAAGGACAGUCCAAUCCCUGAACCGGUACCUCCUCUGUACGUGGACGUCAUCGACAGAAUUAUGGCAACGGGACUGGUUCAGAACAGGCCUGACCAGAUUACAGUCAAUGAGUACCAACCGGGACAAGGUAUACCUCCUCAUGUGGACACCCACUCGGCUUUCCAAGAAGCCAUCAUUUCUCUCAGCCUUGGCUCACAGGUCUUAAUGGAGUUUAGUAAUCCAACCACUGGCCGCCAGGUUCCAGUUUUUCUGCCGCGACGCAGUCUUCUUAUCAUGACUGGAGAAGCCAGAUACCUCUGGUCACAUGGGAUUACUCCAAGAAAGAGUGACGUCAUUCCGGCUCACGUCGAUUUGACCAAUGGCAGCCCGGCGUCUCAUGACGUCACAGAGAACGACGACGGACUUACGCUGUUGCAUCGUGGGGUCAGGAGGUCGCUGACCUUCAGAGCUGUCAGGGGAGCUCCGUGUCACUGUGCUUACCCAAGUCGCUGUGACACGCGGCUCAGCUCUGCAAACUCCGACCCCCUCGCUGCAUCUCCAGCCGCCCCCUCCCUGCCGACCUCUGACCUCCAGGCCCUGCAUCUAGAGACCACCCAUGUCCAUCAGGUCUAUGACACCAUCGCCGGUCACUUCAGCCAGACCAGGCACAAGCCCUGGCCCCGGGUCCUAGAAUUCCUACAAUCUCUGCCGGCUGGGAGUGUUAUGCUUGACGUCGGUUGUGGAAAUGGUAAAUAUCUGGAUGGAAACCCGAGCGUAUUUUCGAUUGGUUGUGACCGGAGUGUCAAGCUAGUUGAGAUCUGUAAGGAGCGGCAUUUCCAGGCGUUCAGCUGCGACGGUUUGAAUCUGCCAAUCAGGAGCUCCAGCAUGGAUGCCUGCAUCUGCAUUGCCGUCAUACAUCACUUCUCGACUCAGAAUCGUCGGCUGGCAGCCGUCAGAGAGAUGGCCCGUGUGCUGAGGCCAGAAGGUCUGGGGCUUAUCUACGUGUGGGCCAAGGAACAAGAGAAAGACAGGAAGAAAUCCCACUACAUCAGCAACGCAACUCACAAGAAGAAAAAGAGCGCUCUGACCGCAGUGGCUGACGGGAUAGACAAAGACGACACUGGGCUGUGCCAGGAUGAAGAAUUGAAAGACGACAGACCAAAAAGAAGUGUGGAUAUUCAACAAUCUGAACGAUUGUCGACAGAAGACGAGACAUCUAAUUGCCGUAACGUUCCGUCGGGUUGCCUUUCCAUGAACGCUGCUUCAACUGAUCACACUAGAACUGAAGUAGAACAUUGUACCAUGACUAGUGAAUUUCAAAAUCCACUUGGACCUGACGAAACACUUGAAUCAAAUGCUUCUCCAUCACUUUCUGGAGAUAGCGGUGCCAGUAGUGAACGUCCGGAAUUCACGAGUGACAAAUCAAGCGUACAACCAAAAGGUGCAAGUACGCUUUUAUCGAUACACAAAAACCGGACAGAGUUUGAAAGCCAGGACAUGCUGGUCCCCUGGCACCUCAAAAAGCAGCCCAGCAAAAAAGACAGCUGCGCACCCCUGCAGGAGAAUGGUCCAGCCGGGGAGGAUGAUUCCCCAGUGUACCACAGGUUCUACCAUGUGUUCCAUGAAGGGGAGUUGGAGGAACUGUGCGGGCUGGUUGACCGGGUGGAAAUCAAAAGCUCACAUUAUGACCAAGGAAAUUGGGGCAUUGUCAUUAGGAAGUUGUAGGUUAUAACAUGAUUGCUUGCCAGGACAGAAACACAGCACUCUACACUGAUGCUUUUGCCGAAUGGAAGUACAGAUGCCAUAAACCGUUAAUUAUUAUAAUAAGCCAUUAAUUUAAUAAUAAAUGGCACACUGGCUCAGAUCAAGAGCAUGCGCAAUGUUUAAAAGCUAACCUAUUGAAAUCUGAAACUAUGCUUUCUGCGAUGCUUGUUUCAAAAUCUAUAACAUUUAACUUUAAGUAAAAAUCUACACAGUAUAAAUAAUAUGAGGUUUAAUAAAAUGCAAGAACUAUUUUAGCAAAUAAGUGUCUACAAGUUGCAAGUUCUGAUUUCAUUUCCUUGUUUCUAACAAAUUAACAAUUGUCGCUAACAAAUUGGGAGACUCUUAGGUUAAAAAGAAUACAAAAAAAUCUUUUAUCAUCCAACGGCAUCAUUGCAUUGACUGGAUUAAGAUAAGCCAUUACAGAAAAGGAGUUGAAAUCUGCUACAAUUUAAAAUAAAUAUUUUUCUCUAGAGCAAUAACCAUACAAUUUUAUACAUGUACAUGUUUUGUAACAAACUACUGCAACCGUAACAAAACAGUUUAACUCUAA
Messenger RNA from Patiria miniata (bat star), 2921 nucleotides. Its product is annotated as alkylated DNA repair protein alkB homolog 8-like. NCBI's taxonomy places the organism in Eukaryota, Metazoa, Echinodermata, Asteroidea, Valvatida, Asterinidae. The transcript is spliced from 11 exons. Gene Ontology annotation, cellular component: cytoplasm; nucleus. Gene Ontology annotation, molecular function: S-adenosylmethionine-dependent methyltransferase activity; tRNA binding. The record is from RefSeq and is a predicted model, not a curated record. Gene Ontology annotation, biological process: tRNA wobble uridine modification. Bases 14 to 2332 code for a protein of 772 amino acids.